AUGGGAUCCGAGAAGAUGAUCGAAGUUAAAAUCGACAUGGAGGAAGGAGAACCAUUGGGAGCUACUCCUAACGACAAAUUGGUCAUCACUAAGAUUCAAAGCGGAACCAUCUCGGAAGGAAAAUUGAGAGUCGGUGAUCAAGUGAAGAAGGUGAACGACGUCGAGUGUAAGGAUGCAAACGACUUCUUCCGUGCUCUUCGUUAUGCUACUCCACUUGCUCGUAUUCUGGUCAACCGCGAUGAGAAGAAAGCGGAGGAGUUGGAAGCACGUGUGCACAUUCCAGAAGAUCGUGCCAAGAUCAUUCAACGUCGUGAGGGAUACGUCUACGAGAUGGCUACAUUGGUUUGGGUGCAGAACGGACCAAAGUUGGGUUUGGGAAUCAAGCAUUAUCAGAAUCGCGUUCUGGUUUCCCGUGUCGAUCCAGGUUCACUUGCGGAGAAAUGCUUGGUUCUUGGUGACCACUUGUGCGAUGUUGACGGAAUUCCUGUCACUGAUAAGGACGUCGCUCGUGAUUUGCUCGUCAAAAAUCUCCAGGAAAAAGGAAAAGUAUCGUUUGUCGUUGAACGCCCGGAUUCGUUCGAAGCCAAGCAAUGGGCUAAGCAAGCUCUGGCUGCCAAUAUUCUUCAACCACCAUCGGUUCAAAUGAAUGAUGAUGUUCGCACCAUUGCUUCGAAAUACCGUGCUGCUCUGAAAGCAUUGAAGGCUCCGGGGAAGAGUGCGAUGACAACAGCUGGAGCAACUGGUGGGAAGAAAGUUCAAAUCAUCGAGGAGACCGCGACACAUGAAAUCGGUCAUGAUCAUGAAGGAAAGGCUCUUCGUAAAGUCAAAUAA
Molecule: messenger RNA, 831 nt
Organism: Caenorhabditis briggsae
Lineage: Eukaryota; Metazoa; Nematoda; Chromadorea; Rhabditida; Rhabditidae
Exons: 3
Coding region: 1-831 (276 amino acids)
Molecular function (GO): protein binding
Source: RefSeq, a predicted model, not a curated record